Messenger RNA from Styela clava, 2476 nucleotides. RefSeq lists its product as uncharacterized. The record is from RefSeq and is a predicted model, not a curated record. Lineage: Eukaryota; Metazoa; Chordata; Ascidiacea; Stolidobranchia; Styelidae.
UUUUUGAGAAUGUUUGAUGAGUUCUCUAGUCUCUUCUUAUAGAUCCAUUGAAGCACAUGUUGCAAUAUGGUGAAAAUAGGACGACCCGUGAAAAAUUAUGGCCUUACAAAAGUUCAGGCACGCAAAUUGGCAAAAGAUGGUGGAAGUAUACAAAAACAUCUCAACAAAAUUUUGAUGGAAGACAAGAAAUCGAAAAACGAGGAAUCAAUCGGUAGAAAUUCAGAAUUUCUAAUGGACAAUCAUGGCGAUAGUUGUCGCGCCCUUGCGAUACGUCCACGAGAAGAAAUUGGCCAGGGAGAACCAUGCGGCGUUUUGAUGACUCAAACAGCUUCGCCAAAGACUAUUACAGGAACGGAGGUUGUACCGGCAAAAUCAACGUGCGGAGGAAAUCUUCCUGCUCCCAAAUAUUCUUCAGCAAUCUCAUAUCCCGACCUUCUUGAACGAGCGAUUGCGGAAGCAGAGAUUGUUGUUGGAAAAUGGAUACUUGUUACAAGCAAACAAAAAUAUCCUGCGUCGAAUAAAAGUAGCAUGGCAUCUGUUGCCAAUGCACUGAAGUUUCACCUGCAGGAAGCUCUAGAGUCGACGAGAAACAUCAGAUAUACUGAGCUUCAACUCAUCAUGGCAAAAAAGAAAUCCAAAAGAGGUUUCAAGAGUCCUAACAACCUCGGCCUGUCUUUCGUUCGACAUACAGUGGAUACAAAUCCAGAAUUAAUGGUUCGAAUGACACACGCCAUUAUAUACGCAACUAAUAGAUUGAAACAGGAACUUCAUUGGGUUUCAAAUGGAAGAGUUUGCAACAAAAAUACAACAAAAUGUGAUUUUCUCCCCAUACCACCUUUAGUAUUAGACCUCCGGUUGGCGAGAAGCGCCAUAUCAACGAACUUGAAAUCGACAGCUAUCAAAGUUGACAUAUCAAUUGUCCAAAGAGAAUGUAUUGCGUCUACCGAGUUGAAAUUGCCAGGCAUCUCUUCUGCGGUGUUGGAGUUCGAUGUCAAGGCGAUUGAUGACGAAUCCCCAAGAGAAAGAUUGCAACGAAAAAUGUCUGAGCACGGAUUUGAUCAGAAAGAGGGUAAUAAGUCAAAAAACACGGAAAACUUGACAGUGAUAGUGGCUUCCGUUUUGCAAGCUAUACAGAAAAAGAGUCGACGAGAAAUGUAUGAGGUUAUGCCAAGGACCGAGAGACGCACAGCCAUGCGACACGAUUUGAUAGUCAGAUUACGCCCGAACUUUCUUCUACCAAAGUUAAUACGCCAUAUUCACACCGGGCUACCGCUACACAUUGCUGGUAUACCACGUGAUAUGGAAGAUUUGAUUAUGACAUCAGUUGCUCUGAAUGGAAAACAACAUGUUUUACUUUUUGUCAAGAAUGUUGCUGCGGAGUUUUUAGGUUCAGAUUUGGAAGCAUUUCGUGCUCGACAACAAUAUUAUUUUAUGUGGUCUUGCCUGUUCAACAAAACAAGAGCGAAGUUGUUUAAUACCUGGCUUAGGUUUACACUGAUAUUUAGCAGCGGAUCUGAUCAAAUUGAUUCAGUCAUCUUGCGGGCUCGGGAAGACUGUCGUUGUACGGUAGAACGAAUACUAAAUAAAUUUCAAUUGCUGAUACGUAGAAAUAAACCUGACAAGAAUCGAUCUGAUGUGGUCAAAAUUUUACAACGGUACUUUAGGAAAGUGGAGAAAACCUUUGAACAAUAUGGAAAAACCAUAGCUGGAAAUAUAUUGUCUGGACUUGCGAAUGAAGUUGAAACACAGACCACCAACAGUACACGUCAACCACACCGCAAUAUGCAGAUGAGGAUGAUGGUAGCGGCAUCUGGUUUUCAACAUCUGCAGAGUAGAUUGUUUCAUAUGGCCGAUGAUAUUAUACGGAAAGCAGAAAUGCGUUCUUCGCCCGACGAAAAGUUAUUUAUAACUUCAAUAAAAAGCCUAAUUUUUUUGGUAAUUCAACGUUCUACAAUCAAAAUUGUGAGGUCAAUGGGAGAAAUGUUUAAACAACAAAUGUGUGUGAAAGAAAAUUCCGAAAAUUCAAAUGAAAUUGUCAAUGAUAAUAUUGAUAACUAAAUCGAAAUGGCGGAUUAUGUUUCCAAGAUGUGAUUCUAUAAUGUACUUAAUAAUACGAUGUUUAACUGCAUAUGUUGAUUUAACUUUCUAUUUAUAUAUAUAUACAAUACAUGUGUAAUAUUUAUUUCAACCUUUAUUCAAGUUAUAUAUAGGAUAUUCUUUCCAUAACUUCUAAUCUGCUUAUUCAUAUUUUUGUCUCCCAAUGUUAAUAAAUUGGAUACCCGAGUUUAAGAACUUUUUAAUAAGUUCUAUUUUCACCCCAGUAGAAGCUUUAACUGCAACUAAAGUAUCUACCUAGUGUAUUGGAUAUUUCGUACACACUGCUACGUUUUUUUAUUUUUUAUCUAGAAAGGAGCUUGUAAUUAUUUGCAUUAGGUAUAUCAGAAUAUCCUUCGAGACGAUUCGAAGUGAUUUUCCU